AUUGGUUGCUAUGAUCUUGGAUGCCUGAACCUAGAGCACAAUAUUAGCUUUCCAGAAAACAUGGGGACCACGCCCAAAUCCUGUGCAGCGAGAUGCGAUGACAAAGGAUUUGUUCUCGCAUAUGUAUACCAGGGAUCUGGGUGUUCCUGUUCGUGCGAUGUAGAGUGCCUGGAAACCCCCGUGGAAGAUUAUAGAUGCGGAUUGCCAUGCCGACAGGACUUUAACCAAUUUUGUGGUGGACUGAAUACAAGUGCUGUGUAUAAAGUAAGGUCUCUAAACACCUCUCGGCCAAACAGUACAGAUGGAACAAAUCAGAGCGAUGACGGAUCCGACUGCGAGCCUCAGCAUUAUACCACACUUGUGUCAUUUCUUGUUAUCUCCUGCAUCAUCAUCUGCGCCUUGGUAAUCACGGUGGUUGUAUUUUAUCGACGGUUGAGAAAGGUUACGUCGUCCAGAAACCUAAGGAUGUACAGCAAGAAAAGCAGUAUUCGGCAGAUAAAUCGGCAUGCAACACACAGGCCGCAUGCCGUGGAGGACGGUGGUGAGCAUGAUCAUCAAGUUGAUGCGGGGAUGGUUUCACCUACGAAUCGAGGACAAGCCCCAAAUAGAGCACUGCAUGGUAGCCUGAGCAACGAUCCCCAGUCCCCUGCAGUUGACGAUGAACAGAUCUCACCUUACGAAAUGUCGUUUGAUCAAGGUGUAGAUCAAGGGGCAAUCUAUUCACCUCACUAUUCGACCCUGGAACGUACCGAUGUCGUCGCUUCAAACUUCGAGGGCUAUAAUGACGAGUACACACAGCCUGGUGUGGGUCUAGAUAUGAGAAAAACAACAGGAUUUGCGUGCGACAGAGACGGCUAUCUCUUACCAGGGUCAAGUUUGAAAGAAUCUACACCUAGGCAUAUCAUUCCUUAAACUGCAAGCUUCACGCAUCCCCCCAAAA
Strongylocentrotus purpuratus (purple sea urchin) is the source of this 940-nucleotide messenger RNA. RefSeq lists its product as uncharacterized. The record is from RefSeq and is a predicted model, not a curated record. Lineage: Eukaryota; Metazoa; Echinodermata; Echinoidea; Camarodonta; Strongylocentrotidae. The transcript has 3 exons. Bases 61 to 912 code for a protein of 283 amino acids.